Molecule: messenger RNA, 4618 nt
Organism: Acipenser ruthenus (sterlet)
Lineage: Eukaryota; Metazoa; Chordata; Actinopteri; Acipenseriformes; Acipenseridae
Product: nectin-4
Exons: 11
Coding region: 429-2303 (624 amino acids)
Biological process (GO): homophilic cell-cell adhesion; heterophilic cell-cell adhesion
Cellular component (GO): adherens junction
Source: RefSeq, a predicted model, not a curated record
GAGAGAGAGAGGGAGGGAGGGAGAGAAGGCAUUUGACACAGCAGGUGGAUUACUCAAACGCACCUUGCCCCGGCGUUUCAAUUACAGUAAAUAUGGCGUCACUGUGUGUACUUUAAAAACACGUAUACCUAACUUUUGGUAGUGUUAGCUUUUAUUUUAACCCCGUGUCCUCGUGCGCUUUUUAUUUAUUUAUUUAUAUAUAUAUAUAUAUUUAUUUAUUUUAGUAGUUUUUUUUUUGAUAAGUCAAUUUGCGAACGCCCGUCGUCUUUCAGUCAACCAGCUUUUCAAGUUGGGUUUGUUUGAAACAGUAAAGUCAGGCGAUCGACACGGUGCUGGGGAGCGAUUCAGACAUUCAGACGCUGUUAAAAACAAGGUGAGACGUUUGGAAACGGUACACCCGGACAGGACCGGAGAUAUCCUGGGGGGAAAUGGAUUUUAAAUUACCGGGACUCGCUUUCUGCCCGUGGACGCUGGAGUUUCUAAUCUGCAUCGUGUUGAUAAUAUUGCCUGCCCCUUCUCUCUGCAGUUUCUUGGAGCCCCCCACCUCUGUGUUCUCCCUCACCGCUCUGGAAGAAGGGGCAGCUCGUCUGCCCUGUCGAUUCGAACCCGAGACAAACAACACGAAGGAGGAGGUCCAACAAGUCGCCUGGUUCAAACAACUGCACCCCAAUAAUGAGGGCCCUGUGAAUCGGGAGCAGAUCAUCCUCUUUCACAGAACCAUGGGGCAGCAUGUUUUUGACAAGUACAAAGAACGAAUCUCCUUUGAGAAGGCGGAUCCUAUCGCAGACUCCGCCCUCCUGAUCAGAGGCAUGACGCUGGAAGACCAGGGGGUGUACGUGUGUCAGGUGAUCACCUUCCCAUCUGGUAACUUCGAGACCACCAUCGAUCUGACUCUACUGAGCCUUCCAGUCUCUAGUCUUGACCCCGCCUCCCCACCUCUCCUGGAAGGUUCCGCGGUCGCCGUGGCGGCGGUCUGCACUUCCUGGGGAGUCGUGCCCCCCACGGUUGCCUGGGAGACGGGCCUAGAAGGGUCAAGCCAGCUUAAUCAGGCAGCCGGAGGCAAAGUCACAAACAAGUUCUGGGUGAAACCCAACCGGCUGAUGAACGGAGAGAAGCUGGACUGUUUGAUCACCCACCAGAGUCUUAAAGAACCAAGGAGGAUUCCAUACACCGUCGUGGUGCACUAUCCCCCAGAUGUGUCGCUCACAGGCUAUGAAAAUGAUUGGUUCAUGGGGAUGGAAGGCGGGGCUUUGAAAUGCGUGGGGAAAGGGAACCCCGAACCGAACAACUUCACGUGGACAAGGGAGAACUCGGCUCUCCCGGAUGGAGUGAGUGUGGUUAACGACUCUCUCUCGUUCCCUCGCCCUCUGGAGCUCUCUGACUCGGGCGUCUAUAUCUGCCGCUCGUCAAACAGAGCUGGUUUCGGGGAGGCGAAGCUGGAGAUCAGUGUGUCAGAGACAGCAAUCAGGAAAGCAGACUUCAGCUCCGUGGUGCUGAUCGCCGUGGGAGCGGUUAUCGCGGUGUUGCUGGUUACCCUGGUGAUCGCCGUGCUGUUGCUCAACCGACAUCACAAGCGAAGGAACACAGAGCUGGAGAGGGCUUUGAACAUGAAAACUGAGGAGCUCUCUUCCUUAUCCAGACAGACCUCUUUCAGAAGACUGAACUCCUUCAACACCGACCCCCGGUCUCAGACGGAGGACAGCAUCCCGCUGCAAGAAGGAGCCGUCGCGAGACACAGCAUGGGUUCUCUAGCGGAUCAUACCGCUCGCAGUCGGGACAGCCACUCCACGCUGUCGACGGUGCGGGGUGUGUCAGAGUUCCCGGGGCGCCCCCCCCUCUGCCGGGAGGAUGAGAGGGAGGAGGAGGAGGAGGAGGAGGACGAGGAGCUUCACAGAUCCAGGCUGAGAGUCGAGUCGUUUGUCAGGAGCAGCACCAGGUCACUGCGGGAGCCUGGACUCCGCCCCCCGCUGAACCCCUCCCUCCUGAGAACCCACCUGACCCGUUCCCUGCCCCGCUCCCUGCCCCGCGAGAGAACCAACGGCAGCGCCCGGCACCUGACCGAACGGAAACUCCGGGACUCCUCGCUUGGAUCCCAGGGGGAGGAAUCUCAAGAGAGGGACGAGUCCUACGAUGAGCUGAGCGAGGAGGGGGAGAGAGAAGGACAGGGAGAGGGAGAGGGAGGGUUGGAGAGAGAGUCCAUUACCGAAGCCCUUUCCCAGCACUUCCACAUGGACAACGGGACUCUCCGACCGAAGCCGACCGCCAAUGGGAUCUUCAUCCAUCCCAAGGCGCAUUUUGUCUGACAGGAUUUGACCUGCAGGAAAUAUUGGGAUUAGAUUGAACUGAACUGUAGUGUAAUUGGGAAACAGUGACAUCUGGUGGUCUGAUCGGUGUAUGCAGCCCUCCUCCCUGUGGAUAAAAAAAACUUGAAACUCUACCCUGUCAAGUGUACCAAAAAACAGCGCCCUCUGUUGGUCUGAUGGAUGUAUCGCAGCCAAUUUUAUAAACCCAGGUAAAACUACAGCCAGCAGCUACACCAAUGGGAUUGUGAUUAACCUGCCCUCUGGAUUUAAAAAAAAAAUAAAAAAAAAAUACUGUAAACUGGAAGGAAAAAGUGCCACCUGGUAGGCCAAAAUGUGGUAUUGCAGGCAAAAUGUGGUAUUGCAAAUUCGGGCCAAACUACAGCAAUGUACACGAUUGUGAUUUUGAUCACCACAAGGCUGUACUAAACAGCAUUCAACUGUGCUGAAAUGGUGUACACUGGAAGAAAAUAGCGCCAUCUGGGGUACCAAUGGGGGAACUGCAGGCAACUAUACCAAAUUCUACCAGACUGGAUUAGACAUUAAACUUCACCGCGCAAAACCGGAAACUAAACAGCGCCACCUGUUGGUCUAAACGGGAACUGCUCCUGCAUUAAACCCCUGGCAGCAACUUUACCAAUUGGACUAAAACAAAGAAUGUGUUUGGGGAAGGAAGUAAGACCAGGGUGUGAGGUCAUUUCCUGUUUUUCCAAAACCAAUUUCUCAGUUCCCUUUUUAAAAUCAAUUCUCAAUUUCCGGGAACCUUUUUUUUUUAAUCAAUUCCUAUCAUUGAUCAAAAUUUGCAAUCUGCAGUAUUCUGUUAAAACACGCUUCUCGUUUUCAGCUGCAACAAAUGACUUCCAUCAAAGUAGUUUGUUUGUUUGUUUGUUUGUUUGUUUGUCAAUUAAAUUGGCUUCAAACGAACGCAGAUAUUACCACGUCUCUAAAAUAUCAAUUCCGAUUCCUUGGAAAGGACUUGGAAGUGGAAUUAGGAAUUGAUUUUAAAAAGGAAACGGAUUUGAAAAACAGGCUUGACUCUGAACCCUGGCAAUGGUAUUAUUUUAACUGCAUCUCAGCUGGGUUUUUUCUCAUAGCUUUGUGUUUUCUAUUGAAAUGACGGUAUUGUAAAAUUGUUCUGUUUUAAAACAUUGGAACUUCUUGAGAAAACCGCUAAGUCGUUAAGUCUCUUAUUACAGUCAGCGCCGUAUAAUCGGGAUUCUAAUAAUCGGGAUUGCUGUUUAAACGGGACAGGACUCUGGGAGACGGUUUUUCCCAAUGCUGUUCCUGUCGUUUAACUGGGACGCCCCUUCGUUUAAUUGGGAUACAGUAUUUUCAAAUGGUGAACGGAGAUCGCUUUUCAAGGCAAGACAGGUUUGACUAGUACAGAGCAGUGAGUGUGUGAUUACCCUGUGACUUGUGUAAACCACUUCGAACUCUUGAAGGAGCUGCUGGAGUCUCCUGUGGUUUCUCAGGCUGUUGUUGCAAAGAAAGUUGGCACGUCAACAUCGCAGGUGCCUCGCCUUGUGGGGCAGCAGUGUGGAGUAGUGGUUAGGGCUCUGGACUCUUGACCGGAGGGUCGUGGGUUCAAUCCCAGGUGGGGGACACUGCUGCUGUACUCUUGAGGAAGAUACUUUACCUAGAUUGCUCCAGUAUAUCCCCAACUGUAUAAAUGGGUAAUUGUAUGUAAAAAAAUAAUGUGUAAAUAAAUAAAUAAUGUAAUUGUAUGUAAAAAUAAAGUGAUAUCUUGUAACACUUGUAAGUCGCCCUGGAUAAGGGCGUCUGCUAAGAAAUUAAUAAUAAGAUGUGAUUUAAUUUCUUUCAGCAGCUUAUGCAGGAUAUUUUUCCAUCUCCCCGAGGAGUCACGGUAAAGUGUUGCCGACUGUACUGUAUAUGUACGUAUAAUUACAAUGUUAUUAUGCAUGGUUACUAGAUUUACUGUGUGUGAAUAGUGUUAUCUUCUGGUAACACUGUCUGUUAAGUGUCUGUAAUUGCUGUGUGUUUGCAUAGCAGUUGCUUAGUAAAUACUGUGUGCUUACACAUCAUUACAAUGUUAUUAUGCCAAGUUACCGUUCUAUUUAAAUGUUAAGCAGAAAGGUGGAACAAAUCCAUUGACAUUUUAAACGACUCGUUUUGUUUAGGGAACAAAGUUUGGGAGUAUUUUGUAUGUUUGUUCAUAAUAUGUAAAUAUAAUGUCAUGUUUUGUUUUAAAGUUUUUUAUAUACAACCUGAUACGAUCUGUAUAAUAUGGCUACAUAUUAAGAUAUGUGUUCCAUGGCGAUGUUCAGUGUUGUCUUAAGAUUAAACAUAAUGAAAUAUGA